Molecule: messenger RNA, 1843 nt
Organism: Filobasidium floriforme
Lineage: Eukaryota; Fungi; Basidiomycota; Tremellomycetes; Filobasidiales; Filobasidiaceae
Product: beta-lactamase superfamily domain-containing protein
Exons: 7
Coding region: 91-1605 (504 amino acids)
Biological process (GO): N-acylphosphatidylethanolamine metabolic process; N-acylethanolamine metabolic process
Cellular component (GO): membrane-bounded organelle; cytoplasm
Molecular function (GO): N-acylphosphatidylethanolamine-specific phospholipase D activity
Source: RefSeq, a predicted model, not a curated record
AAGGAGAGCAGUCGAGAGCCCUUCCCAGCAAAGGCUCGGACCCACCUACCCCUAUAUCGAUACUUAGAGGGAAGCAUCCCCCAUUCCGCCAUGUUUGACGGUGAACGACCCCUUCUAGAUUCAGACUCUAUCGACGAGUUUUCUGGCAACAUGGCUUCCAUCCGUGUCCUCCCUAUGCAACGAGAUGUCUCUACUGCUCACCACAAACGGAACAGCAAAGGAGAGUUUACCGGCAGGUUUCACAACCCGUGGCCAUCAUGGAGAGGUCUCUCCUUGAAAGACGCCUACGAAUCGUACAUGGACGGAGCGACCCUGAAACCGCCCCCCGAGGCAGGGGAGAACGAGUCGCCUGAAAAGAACGGGAGGAUGGUCAAGGUCCGAAGGCCGGAAUGGGAGCAGAAGCCGCAGAAUGGUGAAGAGCUCGAAAAGAGUCGGGCGAAAGUGUGUUGGUUGGGCCAUGCGGGGACGUUUGUUCAACUUCCUUGGCCCGAUCGCGAGGGUGCCAAGGGGGUCAGGGAGAAUGAAGGGGUAGGAAUUUUGUUCGAUCCGAUCUUCUCCAAGAGAUGUUCGCCUGUACAGUGGUUUGGUCCGGCAAGAAACCUGCCUCCUCCAUGCAGAGUAGCAGAAUUGCCCCGAAUUCACAUCUGUCUGAUCUCACAUGAUCAUUAUGACCAUCUCGACUACAACACGAUCAUGGAGUUAUAUCGUACCAACUCGGAACACAUCCACUUCUUUGUUCCUCUGGGUGUCAAAAAGUGGUUCAUCUCGUGCAAGAUCCCGGCACACCAAGUCGUCGAGCUCGACUGGCAUCAAGAAGCCUUGGUCAAGAUCCCCCGAAGCGUAUCCUCCUACUCGGACAAUGGUUAUCCUCCACGAGCGAGCAUGGCCACAGAGUCUGAUGACGAGGCGGCACCCUUGACCGGCGGGGCUGGUGAUGGUGAUCAUUACGACGAUCAGCAUUUCGGCAAGUAUGCCAAUGGGGCAGCCUUGACGCUCAAGGUCAUCUGUACGCCUGCACAACAUCGGUCCGGAAGAGGGAUCUUCGACCACUUUAGCAGUCUUUGGUCCAGCUGGGUGGUCGGCGUGGUAAAUCGCGGAGACAACGAAGACGAUCCGUUCGAAGACGAGGCGUUGGAAGAUCGGGAUUCGGAAAGGAGGUUCAGGCCUGAGGAUGGCUUCAGAAUGUAUUUCGCUGGUGACACUGGAUUCCGAUACGCCGGCGCACCCAAGCAGGAGUCGCACUUGGCAAUGUGUCCGGCGUUCCAAGAGAUCGCCGACCGAUACGGACCCAUGGACUUUUGCUGUCUUCCCAUCUCUACGGGAUCCUCCCUCUCCUUUCUCCGAAGCAUCCUGGGCAUCUCGUUGAACCAUUACAAGUUGACUUCGACGCAACACUUGAACUCGUGGGAUGCUAUUCAGAUCAGCAAGGUCAUGGGUAGCAAGGCCUCGUUGGCUGUGCAUCAUAGCACGUUUUCGCCUGAAGAUGAGAGUCGCGGGAAUCUCUGGGAGUUCCGACGCACGACCGAGUCUGAAAACGUCUCGACCGAAUGGGGCGAACGCGGCUGUUUCAAGGUCUCUGACGUCGGCGAAGUCCUGUACCUGUGAGACCGCCCUAUCACCUCUUCUUAUCCCUCUCUCCUGCUCCUCUCCUGCGUUUCUGUGUGUGGCUAUCUGUACUAGGGCGUUUGGCUUGAAUUGGGAUGGUCUUGAGAAGCGUAUCUUCAGGGUAAACACGAAUCACUCGUUGUACGGUACAAGGCUGUUCAAGCCUGAUCAUGAUUAUACCCAUCCUCUAACUUCUACGGAACUGCGAGCUAUAUUAUCUGAGACCUUACAGUCAAGG